Gordionus sp. m RMFG-2023 is the source of this 2025-nucleotide messenger RNA. Its product is annotated as homeobox protein 2-like. The record is from RefSeq and is a predicted model, not a curated record. Gene Ontology annotation, molecular function: RNA polymerase II transcription regulatory region sequence-specific DNA binding; DNA-binding transcription factor activity, RNA polymerase II-specific. The transcript is spliced from 7 exons. Gene Ontology annotation, biological process: regulation of transcription by RNA polymerase II. The coding region runs from base 1 to 2025 and encodes 674 amino acids. NCBI's taxonomy places the organism in Eukaryota, Metazoa, Nematomorpha, Gordioida, Chordodea, Parachordodidae.
AUGGAUCAACGUGAAUUCCGACCCCAUGAAAGGAAAUUAGAUUAUAAAAGAAUCAAUGAGCAAUAUCGGAUUAAACGAAACAUUCAUAACAAAUACAAAAAUAUAUGGUAUCCUGUACCUGUUUGUCAUGGAAAACAAAUUAACAAAACUAAAAAUGAAAAUACAAAGAAUAAAGUUAUUAGAAGUAUAAAACUUAAAAUAGAGAAUAGCACAAUUAAUCCUGAAACAAUGGAAAAAUUAAUUGAAAAUGAUUUUUCAAACUAUGAUAGAAAAUUAAUUAAAUUGGGAAAUAGUGCGAAUUCAUAUAAUUAUAACAAUAAUGACGGCACUUUCCACUUAAACUCUCCUAAUUUAAACGAGGUAAAUUACUUAUCUUAUGCCCGAGCUAAAGAUUUCUCCCAAAAUUUAAUACUAUCAAAGAGCGAUCAUCAUUUUCUGACUAAUAAGUUAGAAUCGAAUUAUUUAAAAGGAUCUAAAUCUGGAACCCAAUUUUAUUCUGAAAAACCAAAAUCAAUGUUUGACCGAUACAACUCAAGCAUAAAUUCUUGUCGAAAAAUACGUAGAUGUAGAACAACCUUUACCACAUUUCAAUUACAUCAAUUAGAAUUAGCUUUUGAAAAGACCCAAUAUCCGGAUGUAUUUACAAGGGAAGAGUUAGCAAUAAAACUAGAUUUAAGUGAAGCCAGAGUACAAGUAUGGUUUCAAAAUAGAAGAGCUAAAUGGCGUAAAAAGGGUGAAAGAUAUUCUGAUGAUAGCGAAGAAAACGAGCAUUUAUUUGGAGAAAAUAAAAAUAAAAUCGAUAAUGAAAAGGAUUAUUUUCACAAUUCCAGUUUAGAUUCAAAAAAGUUUAUGAAAGAUUCGAGAGAAACCUUAAAGAAUGCAUCAAUUGUUAAAGAAAGUCUCGAUUCUCAUACAUUAUCGUCUAUUUUUUACGAAAUUUUUACCAGUAACGAUGAUAGUAUAAUAACCAAAAAUAUCGAAAUAUUGCAUUCUCCUAACUAUAAUAAAUUUAAAUCUAUGUUAACUAAUAAAUUUGUUGCGGAUGUUAACAAUCUUACGACUUCCAAAAUAAAACGAAGGAGGCGAAAAAAUAUCAAUCAGGAAGUAGAUACAAUUAAAAUAAGGAAUGAAAAUAGUGGUAUCAGGUGUAAACCAAAAUAUGAAGAUAUUGAUGAUAGAAUUAUGAUAGCCUUAAAUCAAUCAAAAAUUAUGCAGAGUAAUAAAGAUUAUAAAAUAAAUACAUAUGGCAUUGAAAAUUCAUUGAUGAACCAAAUGUAUUCCCAUAAUAGAAUCCCAAUUAUGUGUCCUAAUUUCCCCUAUUAUAUUCCCAAUCCUGCUAAUCCAACAUCUAAUCCAAUUUUAGCUUCAAAUGCAACCUUAUACUACCCAUCUCUUUAUUACCAUGAAGUAGGUAGAGGCGAAUAUCAGAAUACAUACAAGGCCAAUUUUGAAAAAAAUAUUGUUAAUAAGACUGUUAUAAAUGAUCGCGAUAAAGCUAAAUCAUUAAAUAAUGCAACGAAAAGCCAACAUUUAAUGCACUAUUAUACUUACCCUUAUUUCUAUUCCAAUAUGCCUACAACGACGGAUAUUUUAUAUGCCUGUGGCCCAAUCGGUAAGAACGUCGCUUGCAAAUCUAAUGGACUAUUGAACUUAGGUUCGAAUCCCGGCAAAGAUUCCUGCACAGAUACCAUUCAACAAAAAGAUAUUGAAAAUCAACAAUCAAAUUGUAGUACUGAAAAUCAAGAGCAAUACAUAACUGAUACAUUAUAUUAUAUUUGUAGAUUCCUACCAUUCAACAAAAAGAAUAAUCAACAAUCAAAUUGUAGUACUGAAAAUCAAGAGCAAUGUAUUAUUGUUUCAAGAUCCUUAACACAUAAGGAGAAAGCCAGACGGAGACAGGAACUUUGUCGAAGCAAGAAAAAACAAGGGCAAAGUCUUACUGCAUCAAUAUCAAAGUGUAGUAUUACUGAAAAUCAAGAUCAUUUUCUCAACGAACAAAAUUAUUAUGGUCUUUGGCAGGCUUGA